GUUUCUUCGAUUCGUUAGGGUUCGUCUCUAUGUGUGAAUUCGUAGAGGGUUUCGGUGUUUUACGUGACCUCGAGAUUGUCUACAAGAGUUUUAUGUUGUCAAUUCGUCGUUUCCUCGGCGAAUUGGGAAUUUAGGGUUAGGGUUUUCUUGUAAAUUUAGGGCUUCAACCUGGUAGUCAAAUUAAUUUAGGGAAACGUCUCUUCCCAUACUUGAAUCAAUUUUAGUGCCUAAUUAAGUGCUUUCAUCGUCUUAGUUGAGGCUUCCUAGGCUUUUAAUUCUUCUCCACUUUUUUCCAGUUCAAUUGAAGUUUCAAUUCAUCACAAUUUAGAAGUAAUUGACUCCACCUAACAUAAAUUUUUAUCCAUUUCAUCAUUAGUAAGUGGUUAAUAUGUUAAUUCUUUCCUUUUAUUAUGCAUUUGACUAAAUUUUAAUUUAUUAACCUUGUUAGCUUACCAUGCAAAGUCAAAUAAGUUAGUUUGCCUGUACUAUGAAUUGGUGUGUGCAUCAUAAUUAGCAUUAGUACCAUGGUGGUCCCAAGCACUAUUGUAUUUUUUUUUCUGUCUAAAUGAGCUUCAGGUUAAUUUAUUUGUUUAUUGCUUGUGUCAAGUGUUCUUUGACAUAAGCUUGAUGCUCCCUUUCUUAGUCUUCUAUUUCAUGUUGUAAAUGGGAUUUAAGCGCCCUUUUGACAGUGAGGAGUUGCAGGAACUUCCUUUCAAGCAUCCAAGACAGUUUGACAAUAACAACAAAUUGACUCAGUUUGCUGAUACUAUUUCCCAUAGCUAUACCCAUCAGGAUCCCCAUAUUUCAGUUGAUGUUGAGGGUGGAUUUCGUAAAUGCCAAUGGGAUGAAGCAUUUGAAACUGGUGGUCUUAAUGAUGAAAGACCUUUGGUUGAUAAGGAUUUUGAGACUAGUGCUCCCUUGUCUUUGAUCACUAGCAUUUCUAGUGAGGAAGAUGUAGAUACUGGGCCGGCAGCAAUUUCACCUAUUUCUCCAGAAUAUUUUGACUUUGAUUUCCCAAGAAGAAUGUUGGGCCCUGUUGAGGAUGCCUAUUCUUUACUCUUGGAUCGGUCUCCCCGAAAACAGGUUCUGCUUGGGCCAAAUCAUCAAGCCAAUGUUCCUUCAUUGGGUAGGCACAUAAAGGACAAAUUUGUUCAGAAUUGUGCAUCAGACACCAAUGAUAUUGGCUAUGAAGAGAUUAUGAUGGGAACAUGUGUCAUUCCAAUGCCUGAUUCAGAUUUGUCCGCAAAUGACAGUGGCAAAGUUGGUGCUGGAAGAACUGAUUGUAGCUGCCUGGAUGGGGGCUCAUUCAGAUGUGUGAGACAGCAUGUCAUGGAAGCACGGGAAAAACUGCGAAAAUCCCUUGGGCAUGAAAAGUUUGUGAAGCUGGGGUUUUAUGAUAUGGGUGAGGAUGUUGCAUAUAAAUGGAGUGAGGAAGAAGAAGAGAUCUUUCGUGAGGUUGUUUACUCUAAUCCUGCAUCCUUGGGUAAGAAGUUCUGGAAGCAUUUCUCAAUGGUGUUCCCAUCACGAUCCAAAAGGGAGCUUGUCAGCUAUUAUUUCAAUGUCUUUAUCCUUCAGAGACGAGCUGUUCAGAACAGAUCCAGUAUUCUGGACAUUGACAGUGAUGAUGAUGAGUGGCAUGGAAGUCAACAGGUUUAUGAAGUUAAGGCUUCAGAGGAAGAUGAAGACUCUUCUGCUAUUGAGUCCCUUGCUGCUCAAGAAGGCCUGUCAAACCAUGAAGGUGAUUGUCUUGGAGAUGAUGACGACGAUGGUAGUGAUGAUGAUGAUGAUGAUGACAGUGGUGACUCUGAUAGUGGUAGCGGAGAUGGAAAUUAUAGCAGUGCUGCAGCAAGAGGGGAUUAUGGUGUAAAUCUUAUGUUAAAAGGACCUAUUGCAAAAUCAUUUGAUGAGAGCAGGUUUGAUCUUGUUUUUGAACAAACAAACAAUGAUUUGGGACGAGUAGAGGAUUUCAAUGUACAGGAUGACUCAUGCAUGUCUUUUGAGUUUCAGCCAAACAUGGUUGACUCUCAUAGUCUGAUCGACACAAAGGCUGAUUUGCAUGAUGGUCAAAUGAAGACUGACCUUUGCAAGUGUAUGCAGGCUAAAGUAGACGGGUCUACUGACCUGGUGAGCCAUGUCUAUUUAUUGGAUACCUGUGACGCAAAAAUCUGGGACGCUAGAUAUCCUACAACUGCUACAGAAGGUAUCGAUCUCCAGCCUACAUGCAACGUUAUUGAGGAGAUUUUUGGACAGGACACUUGGGAUAACAAAAUGAGAAAUGAAUAAGCACCUAAUAAUGGCUCUUGAAAAGUCCGAAUCUUCUCCUUCGAGGAGGCUAAGACUUUCGGUUUUGACUCUUUCUUUUUUCUUGUUUACUCAUAAGCUCAUUUAGCAAAUGUAAUUUGCUUCAGCAUGUUAAAAAGUGCUCUUAAUGAGAUCUUUUCUGCUUUUGUAAAUGGCAUAGCAGCAAAGCACUCUUUUCUCUCUGUAGGGUCGGAAGUUGCCGCAUGCAGGUAGUCUUUUCGUGAAUUAUUAAGCUGAAAUUUGUUAGGAAUCUUUUUGUGGGUAAAGUUGCAGGUAGUCAAUGAAUGACAUUGAUUUGUAUAAAAUUACUGCUAAUACCUGGCUCUUGUAUAGAUGAUUCAUUAACAAAGUUAUAUGUAUAUGUUUGUUCAGAGGCUUUCAUGCUUUCUUUUCUUCUUUCAUGUUUUAAUAAAAGAAAAUAAAGUUGAAAAUGCUACAUCAUUUCUGUGUAUUAUAAUCUUUAUUUUCUUAAUUGUUCUCAUACUAGGCUCUGCAGCUUGUUAGACUCAAAGUGUGGAAUUCAUGCUUAGAGUUCAUCGAUAAAUGAUCCCGUAAGUCGGAUUUGGUUGAAUCACAGCUCGAGUAUCAAACAUCACUUGUCUAGAUUUGACUUGCUCCAAUUCAAAAAACCUAAUUUGUCAUUAAAAAUUGAUUUAAUUAUUGUCUAUAAGAUAAUGUUGAUAUUGUAAUUUAGCUGUCAUAA
Messenger RNA from Gossypium arboreum, 3004 nucleotides. RefSeq lists its product as uncharacterized. The coding region runs from base 664 to 2283 and encodes 539 amino acids. NCBI's taxonomy places the organism in Eukaryota, Viridiplantae, Streptophyta, Magnoliopsida, Malvales, Malvaceae. The record is from RefSeq and is a predicted model, not a curated record. The transcript has 3 exons.